Molecule: messenger RNA, 1004 nt
Organism: Penaeus chinensis
Lineage: Eukaryota; Metazoa; Arthropoda; Malacostraca; Decapoda; Penaeidae
Product: probable serine/threonine-protein kinase DDB_G0267686
Exons: 4
Coding region: 12-818 (268 amino acids)
Source: RefSeq, a predicted model, not a curated record
CGCCCCCUCCCAUGGUAUAUUUUCCUGACGGAGGUGACGGAGCCUGCGAGGACUUCAACGGCGGAGGGUUCAACACGUACAGCUUCCUCUCCUUCUUGUUCUCUGUGGUGAACCUCGUCGCUAUGGUAGCCAACAACGUCAACAAUAACCUCAACAAUAAUAACAACAAUAAUAACAACAACAACAACAACCUGGGCAACAUCAACGUAGCCAACAGCAACGCCGGGCAAGAGAAUUCGAACACAGUGUCCAUCCCGCCCGCCAUGGGGCGAGGGAAGCGAGACCUCGAGGAGGCUAUCAUGAAUGAAUAUAGGGAGAAUCGGCGAUUAAAAGACGAAGAACAAGUGACAUCUCUUGUCGCUAUGGACUUCAUACGAGGUCUUCGGACGGCGAUGAUGACCUCUGACCUCGCCUGCGCCCUCAGGAACAUGUGUGAAAUCAACAGGCUGGCGGUGACCCGUGGACACCUGGCGGACGUUUUAGCGGAAGUGUUCAGCGCCGCCCUCGUCGACUCCUACCCCCGCCCACAAGCCGCGCGCGAGACCGCCCUCCUCUCAGCCGGCGCGGGAGGGAGGCGGGGCUCAAACUGUAGCUCCACCCACCCGGCCUGUUCCGACGAGAAGUGGGCGGAGCUAGACGGCCUCUUCGACGUGGUGGACUUCGACUUCGAGCUCCCGACGAAGGCGCUGCAGGAGGAGCUGGGUCUCCCGGAUCUGGCGUCGGUGCUGGACGUCGCUUCCUUUGCCUCGGGGGACGUGGAGGGCGGCGCCGAUGGCCUCCUCGACCCCCGCCACGACCUUGCGAGGGGGGAGCUGUGAUGAGGAGGAAAAUAUUUUAGAUUUGAUGAUGAAAGUAUAAAAUCGUGAUUAUAAUUACAAGAUAAUGUGGUUAGAGAAAUGAAUUGUAUAUUUUUUGAAAUUAUAAAUUAUAUGUUUAUAGAACUUCUAAACUGCAUGAUUAUGAAAAUUAUGUAAAUCAUAUAACUAUAAAAAUAUAUAGAAAAG